This is a messenger RNA of Trypanosoma rangeli, 1008 nucleotides long. RefSeq lists its product as uncharacterized. The transcript has a single exon. The record is from RefSeq and is a predicted model, not a curated record. Bases 1 to 1008 code for a protein of 335 amino acids. Lineage: Eukaryota; Euglenozoa; Kinetoplastea; Trypanosomatida; Trypanosomatidae.
AUGGCGGGGAUGGAAGAUCUUGUUGCACGCCCAGUUUGGCACUUGGGGCUUGCGUCCCAUGUCUCACUCCUCCACUUUAUCGCCGAAAUACGACAAGUGGUGUCGAUGACGGCGUUUCCGGCAGGUGUGCGGGUGAGCGUUCGCGGGAACCGGUUACUUAUCCGAAUGCAGGAGAAGUCUCUUCGUGCUGUGUGUCAAUUACUGUGCGCGUGCACCGGAAACUUUGCCCCACGGCCGUGGGAUCGGCAUGUGUGGAAGCAGAAUGUACUUGACACCGCCCUAUACGACUACGGCGGGUGCAUUGGUGUUCAUCAAGCAACGGGGAAAUUGUGUGUUCCAAAACGUAUUCACGAUGUUGUCUCGCACCAGAUAGGGGAAGGGGGUGACGACGCACGUGGCGAAUCGAGGUUAUUGGUGUUUACAGUCGUUAACCCCUGGCAAGGUGUGAAGUCUCCUUCCGUCUUGGUGAGAAGGAAAGAAACCCCUGACGAAGAAGAUGACGUAUUGACUGAGGUUUUUAAUGACGGAGAUCUUCUCGUGCACGAUCAGGUGCGCCGUCGAUGGAUACGUCUGACGCAGCCGAACUUGUGCUUGGAGACGGUGCUGCUUUGCUGGGUGAAGACGCUUCUUGCGGCAGCCACGCUUUGGCACAACGACGGGGGAUGGCUCCGAAAUGUCGAGGGUUGCAUUGUGCAGGAAGGACGUUUUCACAUCUGGGGCACGGUGCAUGAUGGUUUGCCGUACUUUUUUGGGGUUAUCCCAAAAUUUGCAAAGGAGCGCCGCCGAAGGAUGCUGAGACAGGCUCGUGAGAAAUUCCUAUGGGACGGGGCGUCACGGCACUGUCGAGGAGAAAAGGUGGGGGACCAAGGCGCUGCGAUGCCUGCGCAGGACCAGGCCCGACGCCACUGUGCACACACCCCUUCAACACACUGUAAGAGGCACGGUGACGCGGCAAAUUAUUUCUGUAAUGGAUAUUUUACGUGGAACCCAUAUGGCGGCUUCAGUUAG